AUGGGGCUGAUCACAGGGGGAAAUGAGGCGGCUUACAGAGAUGAGGUCCUGAGACUGAGUGAAUGGUGUGCAUCAAACAACCUGGCACUUAACAUCACCAAGACCAAGGAACUCAUCCUGGACUUCAGGCUGUGCCCCCCUGCACAUCAACGGAGAAUGUUCAAGAAAGCCCAGCAGCAGCUACACUUCCUAAGGGUGCUCAGGAAGAAGCAACUAAACACCCCGCUGCUGAUGACCUUCUACAGAUCCACCAUCGAGAGCCUGCUGACCUGUGCAGUGACAGUGUGGCACGCCAGCUGCACAGAGGCAGACAAGAAGAGACUGCAGAGGGUGGCGCUACAGAUCCAUACGGGCCAGAACAGACUCAGGGACAGCUUCUUCCCCAAAGCCAUCACCAUACUCAACUCAAACUUGUACAAAAGUAACUCGGUCAUCCUCACUGUCAUUGACCGCUUCUCUAAAGCUGCUCAUUUUGUCGCCCUCCCCAAGCUCCCCACUGCUCUAGAGACGGCUCGGCUCCUGACUAACCACAUGUUUCGUCUUCAUGGGAUUCUCACAGACAUCGUCUCGAACAGGGGCCGCAGUUCACAUCACGGGUCUGGAAAGAGUUCUGCAACGCCCUCGGAGCUCAGGGAGCUCUGUUUAGUUUUAGCAGCAGCAAGCCUGCGCUGCGAGGAGGAGGAUGGCAGCAACAAGGAGGAACCUGGAUAUAAGAAAAUAGAAGCACCGUGCUCCCUGAGGAAGGACGUGAGGAAGCAUCCAGUCUUCAGGAGGAAGUUCCAGUUCUCGGUGCCGGUUCUUCAGUGGGCCGAGAGCCAGAACGACUGGGAGCAGCUGAAACCUCCAUACGGCUGGAAGGAACUUCCUGUUAACGUCCUUGACUCCACCCUCUCCCUUCUUAAAAGCUCCAAUCUCUUUGAUGGCCGCUCACCUGGCAGGUGCAUCCGCUGUGCCGUGGUGGGAAACGGAGGUACCCUCCGAGGGUCCCGGCAGGGAAUGAACAUCGACAGCCACGACUUUGUCUUCAGGAUGAACGGGGCGGUGAUCACAGGCUUUGAGGAAGACGUGGGCACGAGGACUUCCUUCCACGGCUUCACCACCAACACCCUGAAGCACACGCUGAGCUGGUACCGUGACAACGGCUUCAACGAAAUCCCUCAGAGCCCGGAGACCAAAUACAUCUUCAUCCCAUCAGACCUCAGAGAUUACGUGAUGAUAGCCGCUGCUAUUCGGGAACAGACUGUCAGCUGGGGCACAGAUAGAGGAGACAGACCCUGGGAGCAUUUUGGCCACCAAGCAGCUGAAAACUUCAGGCUCCUCCACCCAGGCUUCAUCUCCUACGUGACACACAAUUUCCUGUCGUCGCCUCGGCUGGCUGAUGUCAGGGUUCGUGAGAUGUACAUGCCGAGCACCGGUGCUCUGAUGCUGAUGACUGCCUUACACACCUGUGACCAGGUUUCUGCCUUCGGUUUCUACUAUGCCUCAUUCUCCGAUCAUUACUACGACUCUGUCUGGAGGCCUCUGAACUUCUACGCCAACCACGACCCGCCGAUGGAGGGCCAGCUGUGGGAGGAGCUGUAUCGUCAGAGGAUCAUCAUGCUGUACCAGAGGAGCGCAGACAGCUGA
Messenger RNA from Pelmatolapia mariae (spotted tilapia), 1626 nucleotides. Its product is annotated as alpha-N-acetylgalactosaminide alpha-2,6-sialyltransferase 2. The record is from RefSeq and is a predicted model, not a curated record. Gene Ontology annotation, biological process: protein O-linked glycosylation. Gene Ontology annotation, molecular function: 2-oxoglutarate-dependent dioxygenase activity; methyltransferase activity; nucleic acid binding. Lineage: Eukaryota; Metazoa; Chordata; Actinopteri; Cichliformes; Cichlidae.